Molecule: messenger RNA, 1337 nt
Organism: Sorghum bicolor (sorghum)
Lineage: Eukaryota; Viridiplantae; Streptophyta; Magnoliopsida; Poales; Poaceae
Product: fatty-acid-binding protein 3, chloroplastic
Exons: 5
Coding region: 13-957 (314 amino acids)
Biological process (GO): fatty acid metabolic process
Cellular component (GO): chloroplast stroma
Molecular function (GO): intramolecular lyase activity; fatty acid binding
Source: RefSeq, a predicted model, not a curated record
GAGCCCCCCCUCAUGGAGACACAGCUCACGCCACGGCAGAUAAGGCCACGUGCAUCCUUCGCUGCUCCGUGCUCACCAGCGCUCUCCUCCAGUCUCCACUUCACUUCGUCCCUGAUCGCCGGGCGAGCAGCGGCAACGGCCAUGAUGAGCUUGGCGUCCGGCGUUCCCUCCGCGCAGGCAUUCCCCGCGUUAAUGACUCCCGCCGCUGGCUCCCACACCCACUGUCGGGUCCACACGCAUGCGGCGGCCUCCAAGAGCGGAUUGGCCUGCCGCGUCGCGCGCAGCGGGAGCGGUGGCGCUCGGUGGCUGCCGGUCUCCUGUGCAGCGGGGGGCGGCGCAGUUGGUGAUGCUUUUGUUACUGAGGACACAACAAAUGUGAAGUUUCCUCGGGAACUAACGGUUCCAGGCUAUACAUACCCUUUGGUUGCAGUUGGCACAGGUUACAGAGAUAAGUUCUUUGUCAAAGUAUAUGCUGCGGCGUUCUAUGUAGAUUACUCACUUCGCCUUGAUACUGAGCAAUGGAAAGAAAAGAUUGGUAUUGAGAGCUUUGACGGUUCCUCUGUUUUUGACUCCAUUUUUAAGGCACCAGUUGUGAAAUCAUUAAGCAUAAUUCUUGUUAGAGAUGUUGAUGGCAAGACCUUUGUGAAUGCUCUAAAUGAUGUCAUUGCUCGCCAAAUAAAAAACCCAAAUGCUGAGGAAGAAUCUUCCCUGUCAACCUUGCAGAAUACCUUUCUUGGGCGCAAUCUCAAACAGGGAACAAACAUAUACUUAACUUGGCUUGAACCCAAAAGAAUGCUGAUUUCCAUUUCCGAAAAUCAAGAUCCACGUCAAGUUGAUGCAGAGAUCGAAUCUGCUACUGUUAAUUAUGCUCUAUACGAUGGCUUCUUUGGUAAAUCCCCAGUGUCCCCUUCUUUGAGAUCAUCUACAGCCCGAUUGCUGGAAGCGCUUCUGCAGUGACAACUCAAUCGUGGUCCCAUCAUUUUUUUUUUGAGAAACUUUCCAUCAGUGAUUGCUAGGAGUGGUUAUUUCCCUACGGAUUGCUUUACAUUUCCAUCAUUCAACUUGCCUAGCCCAACUUGCUCCGUGGAAAUGGAUUUUUCAGGGGCAGUAGAAACUAUUAACUGCCCUUGGAAAUUGAUUUUCAGGGGUGGUUAUUGUUGUGAACCACACCUAGAAAAUGUUUCACAUUUUUGAAAGUUUCAUGGCAAUUUUGAAAGAUUUCAUCCUGCCAAUUUCAUCAAAUUGAAUCCAUGCCACAUGUAUGAUACCAAUAUAGUAUAAACUUAGUGACAUACUGUAUAUUUAGUAAUUUAGUCGGAAUCAUCACGAUUAUUUCA